AUGUGCCCCAGAUAAAUCCCCUGAUAACCCAGGAAGCAGAGAUCACACCAAACCAUAUAAAAGACAAGCUUCGAAAGAGAGAGGAUAGGAGAAAGAAGAGAGAGACCAGAAGAGCCAUCUCAGAAGAAACAGCUUGAACCUCCCCUAUUCCCAACGAACCCAGCGCCAUGGACACUAGAGGCUCAUUUUCCUGUGGUUUCCUCUUGCUGCUUCUUGUCCAGCUGCAGCCCAACAGGGCCAACCCCAUCUACAACCUCAGCCCUGCCAAAGAACUGGCCAGCAUGGAGGCUCUUCUGGAGAGACUGGAGGAUAAGUUUGCACUGAUUGAAGCUCUGGAGUCCAAUCCUGACCUGCAAGAGCCCCAAACCCAAGAGGAGAUUCCACCAGAACUCAUAGAUGACAACGAUGAGCAGAAAGCUGAACCCAAUCUAAGAUCCAGCACUCCUCUGUCCUACAGGAACCCCUUCCUCAAGAGACUGAGGGGGGUGCAGAUGCCCCGGAUGAUGAGAGAUUCUGGCUGCUUCGGCAGAAGAAUCGAUAGGAUUGGCUCCCUGAGUGGAAUGGGUUGCAAUGGUUCCAGGAAGAAUUAGGACCACUUCACCCUGAAGAAUGCUUCGCAGAACCCGUUCCUCCCAAGAUGAAAGCUCGUCAACAGAAAGUUAUUCCUAUUUUUAUUUAUUUAUUUAUUUAUUUAUUUGAUCUCUCUCUUUUUCUUAAUAACAUUUCUUACUCUGGCACCGUGAGACCAUCUUUAAAUAAAACUAACACGUAAGAUAUCUAUGCUGGAACCUCUCUCCUGUCUGUUGCAUUAAAAUUUCUUGUAUUUUCCUAAAGUCAAAAGCCUACGUUUUAUUGGUACUCUGGUACCCGCAAGGCUGGAUCUCACUUACACAAGACCAAGAAAGUAUGAAGCUGGGAAAAUGAGAAUGAGUUUUUCCCUAGAUUUUUGCUCUCUACACUAAGAAAUUAUAACAGAUGAGCAGGAGAAAAAAAACAAAAAAAAGCUUGCUCAACACUGGAAGACCCACAAGAGUAGAUGUAGUUUCAGUAACAAGAAAGUCCUUUUGCUGAUACAGAUUACUCAGUCAACGCAGCUGCCACUCCACUGCCACACAUCCCUCAUGUGAGCAAAAUUUACAAGAAAAGAAGUAAAAAUUGAAGCAAAACUCCACAAGUUAGAAGCUAACUAGAGGGAGGAAAGGGAAUUCAUUGUAUAUGCUUUCUAGCACUGACCAAAUAAAGGCUAUAAGCAUCAACAGAAAGAUA
Lagopus muta (rock ptarmigan) is the source of this 1266-nucleotide messenger RNA. Its product is annotated as natriuretic peptides A. NCBI's taxonomy places the organism in Eukaryota, Metazoa, Chordata, Aves, Galliformes, Phasianidae. The record is from RefSeq and is a predicted model, not a curated record. The transcript has 3 exons. Gene Ontology annotation, molecular function: hormone receptor binding; hormone activity. Bases 168 to 590 code for a protein of 140 amino acids. Gene Ontology annotation, biological process: receptor guanylyl cyclase signaling pathway; neuropeptide signaling pathway; negative regulation of systemic arterial blood pressure. Gene Ontology annotation, cellular component: nucleus; cytoplasm; extracellular region.